GGCGAUGCGGGGCCGGCGGGAGGCGGGCGGCCGGGCCCGGUGGCGGCGCCGGUGACCCCUUGGGCGUCCCUGCCCGAUGUUCCACGCCGGCCUCUUCGUGGCCAACGUGCUGCUGCUCUACUACGCCUUCCUGCUGGAGUACAUCGCCCUCAACGUGGGCAUCGUCUUCCUGCCCGACGACCUGGACCAGGCGCUGGUGGAGCUGGGCGUCCUCUCCGACCCGGCCCUGGCCGCCCACCCGGACCCCGCCGACGCCCCCGAGCCGCCCCUGCUCGACGGCUACUGGGACUGAGCCACGCGGCCGGGCAGAGUUCACCGCACAUUUGGGAAAUGAGUCAAGACUUUCCGAGUCCCCUCCAAGUUGUGACUUAAUGGUGUGGCCUCGAAGGUGCAUCCUUGCAGAAGAAAAUGCUUCCGGGGGACUUGGAUGACAUGACUCAGCUGGGCCCAGGCUGUGGCCUUCACCAUGGCCAUCAUCUUCAUCGUCAGGGUUUGGACAUGGUUCUGCCGGGACUAGCGGCGCACAGCCUCAGGAUUGCGUGGAGGCUGGGGAAGGCUCUCCACGGCGUCAUGACAAAUCGCUAAAAGCUGCUCGCUCAGACUUUGCCGCUUCCAGGGAAUGAGCAGAGAGCUGAUUCCAGCAUUCAGGAAGGUUUUUUUUUAUUUUUUGCUGGGGAGUCUGAGUUGGCCUGGCAGCGGCAGUUUCAGGGGUCCAGGCAAAGCAGCAGGGGGUGCCAAGGUGAGGAACGGCCUCCUCAGCGUCUUCCGUAACAUUUCAAGGGAGUCGCUCUUGCACUGUUACGGUGGGCUGGCAUUGCCCAAGGAGGUGGCUGCUUUGAACACCUCCCCCCAGACACUUCUUGCAGUCGGAAAACUGUUCAUUUCAACAAGGCGAGGAGCCUUUUCCCUCUUAUGUUAAGAUUCUGCCAUCUUUUAGAUAAACAGAUUUCCUUUUGCAGGGAGCGUGAGAGGUGGGAACGGUUGGAAGCCGGUGUUUCCCAUCCCCCUUCAGCCUGAGGUGUUCCUGGCCCACAGGAAUCCUGCUGUGUGGCGUUCCUGAAGGUUUGGAAUCUGCUGCUCUUGUGACCCACAUCCGCCGGCUGAUCAGGUGCACUUUUGGAAACACUUUCUGAACCCCACUUAAUGCUUCAGGAAUUCACUCGUUCACCCUCACGUCGCCUUUCAGAGAAGAAAUACGCAGUAUGAUUGUAUCUGCCAAGCAGUGUUAGUGGGAGGGGAAAAAAAAAUGAAUGGCUUUGUAAGUAUUUUUGUAAUUUUUGGGAAAGGGAAGGAGUCCUCUUUAACGAUGACGCGUUAUUUUGGAAAAUGUCGAAUGGCAGUUCUGUUUUUUAAAAAGCAAUAUGCUGAGAAACCAGCCUCAAUCCAGUAUGCAGGGCAGAGAGGAUGGGGGAGUUUUGUAUAUUAAUUUAUACACACGUGUGGGAUUAACGUCGGGCCUCUGCUGAAGGCCACAGCCAAGCAUCCAUAUUUGAGCUGCCUGUAAUUAAGAUGCUUUGCAUUUAAUGAAUACAGUGAAUGCCAAACUAC
Molecule: messenger RNA, 1548 nt
Organism: Heteronotia binoei (common prickly gecko)
Lineage: Eukaryota; Metazoa; Chordata; Lepidosauria; Squamata; Gekkonidae
Gene: DEXI
Product: Dexi homolog
Exons: 2
Coding region: 77-292 (71 amino acids)
Source: RefSeq, a predicted model, not a curated record